CUUCCGCCCGCCCGCCGCCGCCAUGGCGGGCAGGGGCGCCGCGGCCGGCGCCGCCGUGCUGCUGGUCACCGCCAACGUCGGCUCCCUCUUCGACGACCCAGAAAACUUACAGAAGAAUUGGCUUCGGGAAUUUUAUCAGGUUGUCCAUGCACACAAGCCUCACUUCAUGGCUUUACACUGUCAGGAAUUUGGAGGAAAAAACUAUGAAGCUUCCAUGUCUCACGUGGACAAGUUUGUGAAAGAACUGUUAUCAAGUGAUGCAAUGAAAGACUACAACAGAGCUCGAGUUUACCUGGAUGAGAAUUACAAAUCGCAGGAACAUUUUACGGCUCUAGGAAGUUUUUACUUUCUUCAUGAAUCCUUGAAAAACAUCUACCAAUUUGAUUUUAAAGCUAAGAAGUAUAAAAAGGUUACCGGGAAAGAAAUCUACUCAGACACUUUAGAAAGCACGCCCAUGCUGGAAAAAGAGAAGUUUCCACAGGAUUAUUUCCCUGAGUGCAAGUGGUCCAGAAAAGGUUUCAUUCGAACAAGAUGGUGUAUUACUGAUUGUGCCUUUGACUUGGUAAACAUUCAUCUUUUCCAUGAUGCUUCCAAUUUAAUUGCUUGGGAAACAAGCCCAUCGGUUUACUCAGGAAUACGGCAUAAGGCUCUUGGCUAUGUACUUGAUAGAAUCAUAGAUCAGCGGUUCGAGAAAGUUUCGUAUUUUGUCUUUGGAGAUUUCAACUUCAGACUGGAUGCCAAAGCGGUGGUAGAGACACUCUGUGCAAAGGCUACCAUGCAGACUAUCCGGGCAGCUGACACAAAUGAAGUAGUCAAGCUAAUAUUUCGUGAAUCUGAUAAUGACCGAAAGGUUAUGCUACAGUUAGAAAAGAAGCUCUUUGACUAUUUUAACCAAGAUGUUUUUAGAGAUAACAAUGGCACUGCGCUUUUAGAAUUUGACAGAGAGCUGUCAGUCUUUAAAGACAAAUUGUAUGAACUGGACAUCUCGUUUCCUCCCAGUUACCCAUACAGUGAAGACUCCAGCCAGGGAAAGCAGUACAUGAACACCAGAUGUCCAGCAUGGUGCGACAGGAUUUUAAUGUCACACUCCGCCAAGGAGCUAAUCCUAAAAUGGCUACCAGUUGUCCCAGGAGGACCAAGAACACAUCAGGAUAUCAGAGUAUGAUAUAAGGAGAACUCACCCAUGGCUUUCUGCUCUAAGCUCAGUUUUCCCUGCUGGGCUAGCCGUGGCCAUGAAUGCCAUGCAAGAAUGAAUGUGCUGUAAUUUUUCAACGCUAUUGCACCGAGGUUGUCUUCCUCGCCAGAUUGUUUGACUGUCUCGUACACAGCAAUCUUCCCAAUCCCAAGAAUUGUAUUCUUCUCCAAGUUUACCCUAAGUGCAUCUGACAUAAGUCUAUCUGGAUUUUCCUAUAUAACUAAUACCAUUUAACAUGGGCGAAUUGCAGCAAAUAAUGUUUGCAAAUAAAUCCGUAUUCUACAUCUUCGUGACUUUUUUUUCCAUUUAGCAUAAUGAAACCCUUGAAACUUCUUUUCUUGGAGUUUGUAACCUUCUCUCUUUCUCUCUCUCAUCAGGGUUAUUUAUCUCAUGAUUAGACUGUUUGCUUUGCAGUAUGUAACUCACUGAAAGGCUGAGAACGUUUUUUUUCCAUAGCUACUCAAGUUUCAGUGCAGUGUACUUCCUCGCAUGUUUUAAUGUGUAGUAAGUGUCUGCAUGGCAUCUUGAAGUUCCC
Molecule: messenger RNA, 1730 nt
Organism: Rhea pennata
Lineage: Eukaryota; Metazoa; Chordata; Aves; Rheiformes; Rheidae
Gene: INPP5A
Product: inositol polyphosphate-5-phosphatase A
Exons: 14
Coding region: 23-1165 (380 amino acids)
Biological process (GO): phosphatidylinositol dephosphorylation
Molecular function (GO): inositol-polyphosphate 5-phosphatase activity
Source: RefSeq, a predicted model, not a curated record